Messenger RNA from Sebastes umbrosus (honeycomb rockfish), 4388 nucleotides. RefSeq names its product WD repeat domain 47a (gene wdr47a). NCBI's taxonomy places the organism in Eukaryota, Metazoa, Chordata, Actinopteri, Perciformes, Sebastidae. Bases 233 to 2977 code for a protein of 914 amino acids. The transcript has 17 exons. The record is from RefSeq and is a predicted model, not a curated record. Gene Ontology annotation, molecular function: protein binding.
GUGGAGGCGGUGCUCUCUGCAGACAGCAGGCAGCAUAGCAGCAGCAGCAGCAGCAGCAGGGCUGGGCAGCACAGAAAGAUCCAGCAGGGAGGAGACACCCAGCCAAACAAACGAGGAGGAGGAAGGGACAGCACCAAGCAGCAAGAACACAAACGUCCUGACAGCGUCUGUCAACACGCCGGGGGGGACUGCUUUUUCAUCCCAUGUAUUAAUAAAACAGCCCGUCGUCACCAUGACAGCGGAGGAAACCAUAAACGUGAAGGAGGUGGAGAUCAUCAAGGCGAUCCUGGACUUCCUCAACUCUAGGAAGCUGCACAUCAGCAUGUUGGCUCUGGAGAAGGAGAGCGGCGUCAUCAACGGGCUCUACUCAGACGACAUGCUCUUCCUCAGGCAACUGGUGCUUGACGGCCAAUGGGAUGAGGUCUUGCAGUUCAUUCAGCCUCUGGAGUGCAUGGAUAAGUUUGACACAAAAAGGUUUCGUUACAUCAUCCUCAGGCAGAAGUUUCUGGAGGCUCUGUGUGUGAAUAACGCCAUGUCUGCAGAAGAUGAGCCACAGAAUUUGGAGUUCACCAUGCAGGAAGCAGUCAAGUGUCUCCAUGCCCUGGAGGAGUUCUGUCCCUCUAAAGACGACUACAGCAAACUGUGUCUGCUCCUCACGCUGCCUCGCCUCACAAACCACGCUGAGUUCAAGGACUGGAACCCGAGCACGGCCAGGGUUCAGUGUUUUGAGGAGGCCUGCAACAUGGUAGCAGACUUCAUCCCUGCAGACAGGAAGCUGAGUGAGGCCGGAUUCAAGGCCAGUAGGGAUCGACUCUUCCAGCUGCUCCUCAAGGGAGUCCUCUAUGAGUGCUGCGUGGAGUUCUGCCAGAGCAAGGCGACAGGUGAGGAGAUCACAGAGAGCGAGGUCCUCGUGGGCGUCGACAUGCUCUGCGGUAACGGCUGCGACGACCUGGACCUGUCCCUGCUCUCCUGGAUGCAGAACCUCUCCCACACCGUCUUCUCCUGCGCCUUCGAGCAGAAGCAACUCAACAUCCACGUGGACCGCUUGGUCAAGCCCACGAAGGCCGGCUACUCCGACCUCCUCACCCCGCUCAUCAGCAAACUGUCUCCGUACCCCUCCUCGCCGAUGCGCCGCCCCCAGUCCGCUGACACCUACAUGUCACGCUCCUUGAACCCGGCGUUGGACGGGUUGUCUUACGGGCUGUCUGGCCAGGAUAAGAGAGCGAGCGGCGGGGAGAUAGCGCCGGGUAAAGGGGUCUCUCCCAUGUCCCACUCGUUCGCCAACUUCCACUACCCCGGAGCAGGAGGGCAGAGCCUGAGCAGGAGUCUCAUGAUGGAGAGCGCCGACUGUCACAGCAUCUUCGAGGAAUCCCCUGAAACGUCAAGGACAGACACUCCUGUGGAUAAGAUGAUGGGUUCAGAUGGAGCUCAGAACCUGCGUCCUGAUUCAGCUCCGGGCGAGGACGCACCAUCAGAUGGCUCCGUUGACAGGAACGAGCUCCGUGACUCGACAGAGAAGUACGAGGAGUACUAUCGGCAGCGUCUCCGCGUGCAGCAGCACCUGGAGCAGAAGCAGCAGCAGAAGCAACUGUACCAGCAGAUGCUGCUGGAGGGAGGCGUCCAGACGGAUCCGCCGCCCAGCGACAUGCAGCACAGCCUCACCGAGAAGUUCCUCAACAGGUCCAUCCAGAAGCUGGAGGAGCUCAACGUGGGGAUGGAGGAUUUAGGGGAGGAGGUGAAGUCUCUGGCCCAGCAGUGCAAUGGCAACGGGAACACGCCCGCCGCUGAGGACAAUAACAACCCUCCAUCUGUGACCCCGGAGCAGACCCGAGGGGGAGGGGUGCUCAGCAGCACCCCGCAACACACCGUGGGGGGCCGCCUGGUCCCGCCUCCAGAUGAGUCCCCUGUCGUGUCCCAGAGUGAGCAGAAACAGAAAGGAAGUCAACAAGAAGACUCUCCAGGCUCCUUAACCCGAAGUAAAGAGGGCGACAAGACCAAAAGCUUGUUUGUGCCAGUGCACUCUAUGGAGGACACCCAGGCCGUUCGAGCGGUCGCCUUUCACCCGUCUGGAUCGCUCUACGCUGUUGGAUCCAACUCCAAAACUCUACGCGUCUGUGCUUAUCCAGAAACAUUAGACACAAGUGGUUCAGGUCCAAUAAAGCAGCCGGUCGUCCGCUUCAAGAGGAACAAACACCAUAAAGGGUCCAUCUACUGCGUGGCCUGGAGCCACUGCGGGCAGCUGCUGGCUACAGGCUCCAACGACAAAUAUGUCAAAGUCCUGCCUUUCAGUGCCGAGACAUGCAACGCCACCGGCCCAGACCUGGAGUUCAGCAUGCAUGACGGCACCAUCAGAGACCUGGCCUUCAUGGAGGGUCCAGAAAGUGGAGGGGCCAUCUUGAUCAGCGCCGGAGCUGGAGACUGUAACAUCUACACCACCGACUGUCAGAGAGGACAGGGUCUGCACGCCCUCAGCGGACACACAGGUCACAUUCUGUCUCUGUAUACGUGGGGAGGCUGGAUGAUCGCUUCCGGCUCUCAAGACAAGACGGUUCGUUUCUGGGACCUCAGGGUGCCCAGCUGUGUCCGAGUAGUGGGAACUGCUUUCCAUGGCUCAGGCAGUCCUGUUGCCUCGGUAGCAGUCGAUCCUACUGGCCGUCUCCUAGCAACAGGACAGGAAGACAGUGCGUGCAUGCUGUAUGACAUCAGAGGAGGACGAAUCGUCCAGGUGUACCGGCCGCACUCCAGUGACGUGCGAUCCGUCAGGUUCUCCCCUGGAGCACACUACCUGCUCACUGGCUCCUACGACACAAAGGUCAUAGUCACCAACCUCCAAGGUGACCUGACCAAGCCGCUGCCUCAGACCGUGGUGGGAGAGCACGGCGACAAGGUGAUUCAAUGUCGAUGGCACACACAAGACCUGUCCUUCCUCUCAUCAUCUGCUGAUCGCACUGUCACACUCUGGACACACAACCCAUAACACACACACACACACGCACAGACAACCAGUUAUAAUCUAAGACACACAUUCCCCCUAAACCCUCCUCCUGCACUAUCAACACCCUUUCAACACGCUUGACACACACACACACACACAUAUAUACAUGAACACACAAACAGGUGAAUGGGCCUUUCACUUCUGUCUGUAGGAAACCAAAAUGGAAACAAACCUCUGACACAUCAAAAGCACACGUUGCAUGUUCUCCUUUUUCUUUACAUCACUCACAUUGCAAACAGCAGAAUCACUCAUUAUUCUCACCAUCACUUCAUCUACACUCCGCACACACACACACACACACACACACACACAGACACACGCCACCAAUGAGUUGCUGCAUGUCCUUUUCACUGAGGAGCUGUUGAGGUCAGACAGGACAGAGUGCUUUGUUCAUGACGGUGCCUUCCUUGAGUUAUCAGUAUCCAUAACAAAAAUGUAAAAAUAUAAUAUGGUCAUUUUUCAAGAUCAAAUUUUGUUAAGUCACCUUGAGAAGUCCUACAUUCCUCCUUCGUUUGCAUAUCAUUUCCUUACAGCUGGUGUUACGCUGCUAUUGUUUGGGGAAACAAGUUGAACUUAUGGUGUAAAAUGUAAUUUUUUCAGUGUGUCAGUAGUGAGCUUUUUUCCUAUCAGGAGGCUGAUUCUGUGUAGAGGUCAUAUAUCAGCUGUUGCUUCCCUGUGGGAUGUGCUGAUGUCUAAUGUUUAACUGUACUCACGGCAUUGCUACAACUCAAAAUUGUGUAAAUUAGCUUGUGCAUUUGUUUUAAAUUUGAAAUCAGUGUUUUUUUUGCGCUGAAGCUGUUAAAGUGUCUUGCGAUGGCUUGCUUGCAAUGGAAGAUCGUUAUUAUGUCGGCGUCAAAGGGAAAUACAAAGUGUAAUUUGUGGGUGAGUGCACUUAGCAUUUUCAGUGUUCAAAAGCUUUGGUUUGUCUACUGUAACAAUAUAACAACAGUAGGUGGCAGUCUUUAGCCAUAGCGAGGGGUGAAAACCAGAUGCACAAUGAAAUCUGAAUGGAAGCACGGGUGUUUUGAUAUUUAUUUAGAACCAGUAUUUUGGGGCAUAUGCAUUGUAUUCUUUUCUUGUAUUUUACAUGAGCACUUUGUCUUUUAACAUUGUCUUCUAAUAUUAAUUUACUUACAAAGAUGCAUAUUUUACGUUACUGUAUAGUAUAUACUGUAUAUAUAUAUUGUUUUAACAAACAAGGCCAAACUAAUACGUACAUAGAUGUAUUUAUUUCAGUUGUGUUCAUGUAUGUACAGUUAUUAGUAUGUUUUUGAAAUGCUAGUGGCUCUUGUAUUCAGCCUUUCUAAUUCUUGUUUUAAAAAGUGACUUAUUAAAUUAAUUCAAGCUAACUCUAAGUCUGACUGCUGGUACGUUCAAUAAAGUGUCUUUUACA